Messenger RNA from Miscanthus lutarioriparius, 804 nucleotides. Lineage: Eukaryota; Viridiplantae; Streptophyta; Magnoliopsida; Poales; Poaceae. The record is from the annotation of a GenBank genome assembly.
AUGCAGUUUGCAUACCAGUGGACAGGCUUGCUCCGCUCGUUGGCGAGUAGAGAAGGUGCCCUGCCAGAGGUGAAGAUCACUGCCAUAGGCCUCCCCAAGCCCAAAUCCUACCCAACCGAGAAGAUCGAGGAAAUAGGGUGCCGGCUCGGCAGAUGUGCCCAUGAGUUUGGUCUGCCUUCGUUCAAGUUCCACACUAUCAAGACAAACUGGGAGGACGCUUGCAUCGAGGACCUGAACAUAGAGGCCGAUGCGGUGCUUGUCGUGAAUGACCUCUUCAAUUUCAGCACCUUGAUGGAUGAGAGCAUAUCCUUUGAUGGCCUAAGCCCCAGGGAUAUCGUCCUCAACAACAUCAGCAAGAUGCGACCACAUGUGUUCAUCCAGAGCGUCUACAAUUGUUCGUAUGGUUCGUCCUUCCUGUCACGGUUUCGAGAGAUGCUGUUCUACUACAUGGCACUGUUUGACAUAUUUGAUGCAACCAUCCCAAGGGAGAGUAGAUCUCGAAUGGUGCUAGAGCAGAUCGUGCUUGGACGCUCUGCGGUGAAUGCCCUCAGCUGCGAAGGCGCGGACCUAGUGGAACGCCCUGAGAGGUACAGGCAAUGGCAGACGCGAAACCAACGGGCUGGCCUGAGGCAGCUACCACUGAGGACAAGCAUUGUAGAGGUAGUGAAAGAUAUGGUCAUGAAGCACCACCACAAGGACUUUCUGAUCUCCCAGGAUGGCCAAUGGCUUUUGCAAGGAUGGAGGGGGCGUGUCCACUUUGCUCACUCGACAUGGGUUGCAGCAGAUGCCUUUUCUAGAGUUUAG